Messenger RNA from Capsicum annuum, 456 nucleotides. RefSeq lists its product as uncharacterized. Lineage: Eukaryota; Viridiplantae; Streptophyta; Magnoliopsida; Solanales; Solanaceae. The record is from RefSeq and is a predicted model, not a curated record. The coding region runs from base 1 to 456 and encodes 151 amino acids. The transcript has a single exon.
AUGGAGGGAUUAUCGGUGUCAUCAACGAGCAUGUACAGUGGAUUAAAGGGACACUGGAGGAGGACUAAAGGGUACGAAAGGCUAAAUGGGUCGAAGAACAUGGCUGCGUAUAAGAGUAGAAGGUUUUGGAAGAUAAAUCUAAAACCAAAGAUGAAACUGAAACUGAAACUGAAACUGAAGAGAUUUUCACCAAAGAAAGUGCUAAUGAAUAUGCGCGACGCGUAUGUAAACAUGAUGAUGAAGGUUGCUAGUUCGUGGUGUUUGAGCAGUGGAAUCGGAGGACUUGACAAUGGAUUUGGGAUGAGGCAAUUGAAAGAGUAUGAUCAGAAGGUGCUUGUAGAGUUUUACAAGUCCAUGAUUGUUGCUCGAGGACAGUUAGUCCCUCGUCAUGGUGCUGGUGUUGGUGUUGGUGUUGGUGAUGCAAAAUUUGACACACAGAUCGUGUGCCAAAGGUAA